GCUGUCUGCUGACACGCAAACUGAAACACGUUUUGCGCAUGCUCAGUCGGAUCAGCUGUUGGUCCGUUGCUCUGUGAGAACCUGAGAAACUGAGCCACUUUUGUUUAUUUGUUUGUUUGUUAUUUUCUCCGGUAAACACGAUGGCUGGCACAGCGCUCAAGAGACUUAUGGCCGAGUACAAACAGCUGACCUUGAACCCACCUGAGGGCAUCGUGGCAGGUCCAGUGAACGAGGAGAACUUCUUCGAGUGGGAGGCUCUCAUCAU
This is a messenger RNA of Haplochromis burtoni (Burton's mouthbrooder), 265 nucleotides long. Its product is annotated as ubiquitin-conjugating enzyme E2 G2. Gene Ontology annotation, cellular component: endoplasmic reticulum; cytosol. The record is from RefSeq and is a predicted model, not a curated record. NCBI's taxonomy places the organism in Eukaryota, Metazoa, Chordata, Actinopteri, Cichliformes, Cichlidae.